Molecule: messenger RNA, 900 nt
Organism: Sinocyclocheilus grahami
Lineage: Eukaryota; Metazoa; Chordata; Actinopteri; Cypriniformes; Cyprinidae
Product: structural maintenance of chromosomes protein 1B-like
Exons: 5
Biological process (GO): sister chromatid cohesion
Cellular component (GO): meiotic cohesin complex; nucleus
Molecular function (GO): ATP hydrolysis activity; DNA binding; ATP binding
Source: RefSeq, a predicted model, not a curated record
UUUGAGUAUCGUUAAAGCAGUUAUCUGGCUCAUCCACUAAUGAAAUAUGGGUUUCUUAAAACAGUUAGACGUCGAAAAUUUUAAGUCCUGGCGAGGAAAACAAACUAUUGGCCCAUUUAAAAGGUUUAAUUGCAUAAUUGGCACUAAUGGAUCAGGCAAAUCUAAUGUCAUGGAUGCUCUUGGAUUUGUGAUGGGAGAGAGAGCAGUAAAUCUUCGUGUUAAACACACCAGAGAUCUCAUCCACGGUGCCCACAUCGGCAAACCCUCGUCCACCUUCGCCAGCGUGAGCAUGAUAUACUGUGGAGACAAUAAUGAAGAAAUGAUCUUCAGCAGGCGCAUUUCAGGGGACUCUUCUGAGUAUCGUGUGAAUGGUAAACAGGUCACUUUGGCAAAGUACACUGGAGAGCUGGAGAAGAUUGGCAUUGUGGUGAAAGCAAAGAAUUGUCUGGUGUAUCAGGGUGCUGUGGAGUCAAUUGCCAUGAUGAAUGCCAAAGAACGAACAAAGAUGUUUGAACGAAUCAGCAGCUCCGGAGAGCUGAGCGCCGAGUAUGAUGCCAAGCUGGCGGCCCUGCAGAAAGCCAAAGAGGACACCCAGUUCCACUUUAACAGGAAGAAAGCAGCUACAGCUGAGAAGAAACAAGUCUUCAAAGAUAAGACUGAGGCGGAAAAAUAUCAGGCGCUGGUGGAUGAACACAGAGAAAACAAACUCCAGCUGACCCUCUUUCAGCUUUUCCACAAUGAGAAAAAGAUAGACGCACAGUCAGAAUCACUGAGGGACAUGCAGGAUGCUGCAGCGCAGCAGAAGAACAGCCUGGACGUCUAUGAACAAACUGUGAAGGCUCAGAAGAAAGACCAUGGGCGCAUGAAUCGAGAACUUCAGCAGUUGGAGAAGGAGAUCAG